Lodderomyces theae is the source of this 1440-nucleotide messenger RNA. It is a transcript of the gene DDC1, whose product is annotated as Ddc1p. The coding region runs from base 1 to 1440 and encodes 479 amino acids. The record is from RefSeq and is a predicted model, not a curated record. Gene Ontology annotation, biological process: cellular response to ionizing radiation; DNA replication checkpoint signaling; DNA repair. NCBI's taxonomy places the organism in Eukaryota, Fungi, Ascomycota, Pichiomycetes, Serinales, Debaryomycetaceae. The transcript has a single exon. Gene Ontology annotation, cellular component: checkpoint clamp complex.
AUGUCAUUCGAGGCGCAAAUAGAUACGUUCAAACACAAGCAGAUAUGGUGUAGAUCUAUAUCAGCCUUAUCAGCUAUUUCAGAAUCGAUUCAUUUUACAAUAAAGGAAGAUGAGUUAUCAUUAUCAUCGGUGAAUGCUAGUCGUACAUCCCAUGGAGAGAUUAUAUUCAAGAGAUCAUUCUUCAGCCAGUAUGAGGUCGAUUUCAGCAAAGUAGCAUUAGAAGGGUUUUCGAAAGGAGACAGCGCUGCAGAUUUACCUCCAUCUUACUCCUUUAUGAUCAACUCAAAACACCUUACGGCUUUAUUCAGAAAUUUUGAUUCCAGCAACAUGAAGUAUGCAAAAUUAAGGAUUCAUUGGAGUGACUACUCAGCAACCAGUUUAAAGUACAAACUACUUAUUGAUAUACUAAACAAGAAGUUAAUUUUGAAAAAAUUUCAAGCUGGAUAUCUACCCAUAACAAAGAAAGGCAUCGCAAUCGCAAAAGAAUACAAGAAUUCAUUUUCUGAGUACGAGAAUAACAAGAACCAGGGCACACAGAGAACGCACCAUAUAAUGAUUGACAUGGUAAUUCCAAAAGAGUUUCUCGAAAUGGUUCCUACUGGGGCAGAGGAUUUCAAAAUUGAUAUCAAGUACGAAAAAGUACUGUUUGGUGGAUACACCAAAGAGGUGAUCAAGGAUCGAGACUAUAUCAAGCAACCAAUGGCUGUUACGGUGACAAUGGGCCUAGACGAACUAGCGGAUAGUAAUCUUGUAAACCCAGAAGAUCCUCCCAUGCGUAUGUUGCUCAAUUUUGGAAUGAAGGAUUUCAAGAAUUUCCUCAACUUGGCUGGCGUUUUUGCCAACUCCUCUUCCACGCCGCAGUUUGACGAAGAGGAAUACGCAAAUCUUGGAAACCAUAGUGAUUAUUUCCACAUUUAUUUCAGAAACCCCGGCGACCCCAUUUUGUUUGAUUUACAAAAUAAUCAACACGUGGAUGUUCAAUUCAUUCAAAUUACUGCCGGUGACAAUAACCAAAUCGACAAUGUAAUUGAAAUUGAUGCUCAGAAAUUGACACGAAAGCUUGAAUUGGAAAAGCCCGUUGCCCGUUCACCAACAGAAGAAGCUGGUGAAAUCAAUGCCGACGAAGACGACUAUCGACAAAACUCCUCUCCCGAGCCAUCGCUUCGUUUUGCCUUUGGCAAACUACCGCAAAAUCGAAGAGAUAAAGUGCAGACAAACAACAUGACUCAACAUCAAACCGCAAGUCACAUUCCAUCAGAAAUGAAUGAUGAUGUGGUCACAUACAAUCAGGGCUCGUUGGAAUCUGCUAUACGCAACGAUGACACUGAAUACAGCGAUUCAGAAGAAGAAUUCAAUGAACCACCUUUGAAAAGAAGGUUGAUCAAUGAGGAGGAAGAACUUGGGCCUACACAAGUUGAGAAACCGGAAUCCAUAUUUUAG